This is a messenger RNA of Pseudogymnoascus destructans, 2556 nucleotides long. RefSeq lists its product as uncharacterized. Lineage: Eukaryota; Fungi; Ascomycota; Leotiomycetes; Thelebolales; Thelebolaceae. The record is from RefSeq and is a predicted model, not a curated record. The transcript has 2 exons. Bases 1 to 2256 code for a protein of 751 amino acids.
AUGAGCGGCAAUAUUGGAAUAGAUCCCCAGUGGGAAGAAGAUAGCAUUAGAGAGGACGCCCCAGAAGUCGAGAACGGUGGCCUGCCAGAAAUGAUACACAUACUGGAGUUCGAAAUGCCAUCCACGCUGGGAGUUGCGAGACGCGAAGGCAUGAUUUUCCCUGACGGUUCACCGAAUUUCGUCAAUCACGCACAGAUGUCCUCGUCUCUGCUAGAAGAACCAACUGAAUGGCGAGGACCCAGCCCUACUGCGCCGCCUAUAUCAAUGGAUGGCGCAAAUUCGGUGACAUCAAUGAGUCUUGGAUCUGGCUCUGAGCCUGUCAGCGAUGAGAGCAAUGCCAAUAAAUUUCCUGAUGAGGGGCACUUAAUCGGAAUCAAUAAACGAGACUCUCGCCUCCCUUCACCUGAACCCGUCCCAGAACCGAGUGAUAGCACGAACUCGGAAUCUUCUGUGCUGAUGAAUACUGACGAGAGAAAAUCUCGAUCUUGGAGAAAAAUAAAGGACAAGGACCUGGUCAACCAGGAUGAUGAAAUUACUCCAGCACCGCCUCUGUGGGACGAGGAGCCUAAUUAUAUUCCUCCGCCUCCGCGCCAGGCUAAUCCUGCACAAGGCGCGUUUAAUCCUGACCCGCAUGCACGAAAUACAAGGACAAUACGCCAGCGGAUUGCUUCUGCGAGACAGACCUUGAGGGAAGUUGUACAGGAGGAUAGAGAAUGGAUAAGAGGAGCUAUGGUCCGCAUUGGUAUUAGGUCUGAAGCUAACCCUGGCGAAAAUGAAUGUCCACCAGCUAGACUUCCAGAACCUGCGGCGGAGGAGUCGGUUCCCGAGAAGCUUUCUAGAGGAGCCAGAAUCAAGACGCGCAUCAUACCUUAUCUGAGCUUAAGGGGUGGCAGUGGGCGGCGCGGCAGUGUUUUUUUUCUAGGAGGGCAAUCAGAUGAUGAUGUUCCUUCAAUAGACCUGUCGCAAGGUGACACUCCUUCAGGAGAUCAAUCGCAGGACAACAAUCGCCAAAGAGAACAAUCGCAAGGCAGCACUCGUCCAAGGGAACAAUCGCAAGACAGCUCCUGUGUAAGAAGCCAAUUUCAAGACAACUCUCGUCCAUGGGAACAAUCGCAAAACAAUGCUCCUCAACGAGAAGAACGCCACAACUCUGGAUCCACGGCGGUUUCUAGCCGCCCGAGGCCGUUACUGUCACCAUCACAACAGUUGCGUCCUUCUUUUCACGAUCAAUCUCCAAGAGCGGAAGACCGCCAUCGUAGGUCCGAGAUUUCUGAGCAACCACCGCCACCAGAACUUCGGCAUUCUUUUCACGGGCAGCAAGAGCCCAUGAACCAGCCUCCUCCGAGAGGUCGGCCAUCAGAAUACACGCAUCCACUAGCUCGGCUCGCUGAGUACCAAAACCGUCAGCAAAAUAACCAGCAAGGCCAGCCUGCUGAUGCUGCGGGUCGUGGAAUGUAUGACAGGGACCCGUACCUGAGGCCCCCCUCUCGUCGCCGCGGGUACCGGCAAUAUGAUCAUCGUCCAGGUGGCGUGAGACACUACCGAGGUGUCAGUUCCGGGUCACUAGGAUCCAAUUCCGUGCGCAGUGAUGGGAGCCAGAGCGUGGGUCAGAGCGUGGGUCAGAGCGUGGGUCAGGACGGGGGCCAGGAUGCGAGACAACCCGAGAUGCAGAAUGCGAGCCAGAACGUGAGCCAGGAAGUGAGUCGGAAGAAGGGUCAGAUCGACGGUCAGAACGAUGAUCAGAACGUGAGCCAGAACGCAGGCCAGAACGCAGGCCAGAACGCAGAUCAGAACGCAAGCCCGAAUGAGGGUCAGCAUGAGGGUCUGGGCAUUCACCGAUGGGUCCCGGAGCACUUGCUUGAGGACUAUUUCAACGCGCGUGAUACCCGGCUGCAGAGGAGAAGGGACAGGCUAUCAACACUUAGCAAGGCAACAAGCAAGAAGGUUAAAGAGAAGAUGACGAAAUUUGCUACGCUAGGGAGGAGACCUAAAGAACUGGAGCCUGAACCUAUAGGGGGUGUUCUAGAGGAGCAUUUCACUCCAUCCCUCGCGGCGGCUCCUUCAGCGCCCCCGCCUAACCCUCUGCCCGUGCCCGUGGUUGCUUCUGCGCACUCGGGUGCUCCUGUGCCACUUCUCACUGAAGUGCCGAAUGCUGCGCCGGAGUCGGGGAUUAGGGUCCGCGAGAAGGCGUAUUCCACGAACAGUUUGACCCGCGGCUUCAAUAUAUGGCCGUUCAACAGGAAGAGGACUAAUUGACUUGGUAUUGGGCGUUUUUGAGUAUUAUUGGCCCCUGUUUGAGGAUGACUUGACUUGGUAUGGGAGCGUUUUUGAGUAUCAUUGGGCGCUUGUUUGAGGAUGGCGGGUUUUGGGUAAGUUAUAGAAGAAGAGAGUGGUAGUGGUUAUGGGGUGGUAUAGACUAAAAUUGGCGGUGGUAAUGAGUUAUCCCGCGUUACAAUAGGACUUUUGAGAAUCUGCCUGUGUGGAUUUUUCUAUGAUUUUCAUGUACUUUGUAAGUCAACUAUAGAUAGUACUAGAGCAUCUUUGCAUACGCCAAAC